Messenger RNA from Lingula anatina, 1897 nucleotides. RefSeq lists its product as uncharacterized. The record is from RefSeq and is a predicted model, not a curated record. NCBI's taxonomy places the organism in Eukaryota, Metazoa, Brachiopoda, Lingulata, Lingulida, Lingulidae. Gene Ontology annotation, molecular function: serine-type endopeptidase activity. Gene Ontology annotation, biological process: proteolysis.
AUGACCAUGGAAUCAUCCAAUUGUCGCAACACCUAUCCCGAUAGCAAAUGCGAGUCGUGGGCAAGAACAGAUCAGUGUAGAGUCAAUCCAAGUUUUAUGCUUGAACACUGCAAGAAAUCGUGCAAAGUGUGUACGGGUGGUGGCGGCGAUGGGUCAAACAACGGCGGCAAUACCGACCAAGGCAAAACCGACAAGGGUGACUGUGCCGAGAACAAGCACCCAAACGACCAAGAAUGCGAAUACUGGGCUCGAAGAGGAGAAUGCGAGGCAAACCCGAGUUGGAUGUUGCAAAACUGCCGUAAAGCCUGCAAACCAGAGGACUGUGGUAGUGACAAGGCGUGCGUGAACGAUUAUGGCGACGACGCUCAGUGUUCUCGCUGGGCAAAUCGUGGAGAAUGCGACAACAAUCCUAACUGGAUGUUGGAAAACUGCCACAAGGCCUGCAACCCCAAAUGCGUCCAGAAGGACACGGACGCCUGCAGCAAAGAUGGCUGCCGUAAAGGAACAUGUAAAAACACCUACGGAAGUGACAAGGAUUGUAAAUGGUGGGCCAUGGACAACCAGUGCGAGACCAACCCAGGCUGGAUGUUGGUGAACUGCGCCAAGGCGUGCAAGUGUGAGGAAGAAGACAACGAGACACCGCAGCCAGGAGGAAAGUGCAGCGACCCGGACGGGUUUUGUUUGCAGCUCGGGAGACGUGGAAAGUGCACAUGUGGUUAUCCUUACCUCCAAAACAACAACCUUCAAGUACAGCCGUCCACCAACAACAGCCGGCCCCAGCCUAUCAUCUGGGGACGGGAGGCCAGACCCAACACGUGGCCCUGGCAGGCGUCCCUUCAGCUUAAAGAGGGGUACAGUGGAUACGGGGAAGAGAUUCGGUGGAAGCACCAGUGUGGCGGUACGCUGAUAACCCCGAAGUGGAUCUUGACGGCGGCGCAUUGUGUGUAUCAACCCGGCUUUGAUAACCCAGUCAACUGGCGAGUGGUCCUUGGGGAACAUCGCAUCAGUCAGGACUCGGGCAAAGAAGAGAUACGUCGAGUAAUACGCAUUAUUAAGCAUCCGCAGUUCUAUUAUUACGGCGGUGCACGCAAUGACAUCGCUCUGUUAGAACUGGACUCGGAUGUGCCGCUUGGUACCUACAUCCAAACCGCAUGUCUGGCGUCCAAAAACCAGUGUUUCCACAGGAAUCCUAAUUGUUUCAUCACAGGAUGGGGAGCUACAUUAGGUACCGGAGACCCCGAUGUUUUGAACGAAGUGCGUAUGGAAGUCCGCACCAAAGCGGAAUGUGUGAGAGAAUGGAGCGCCAACAGGAUCUUUGACACACAUAUCUGUAUUGGAUAUGGCUACCAGAGUGCAUGUCAUGGCGAUUCCGGAGGACCAUUGGUUUGCAAAGUUGGUUCUCGUUAUACUCUCGCUGGAGUGACGUCAUGGGGGCCACAGGGUUGCCAAGGACAGCCUAGUGUGUACACGCGAGUCUCAUCCUACAUUGACUGGAUUACAGAUGUGAUACGUCAGCUGACCUAUUAGAAAUUAUAAUACCUGUGAACUAAACACCAAACGCAGUACAUAAUUGGACUUAACAUAUGCUAUACAAGAGAGGGACAUUCCUGAAAAUUAAGUUUGUGCCAAAGUUCCGUUAUGAAAGAUAUACCUGGUCAGCCUCUCAUAAAUGUUAGGUUUCAAGCACUAAGAAAAAUAUUAAGAAGCAAAUAUGAACCCAUGUGAAUACACGUUCAAAGCUUUUAUGUGCCAAAGUUAUUUUUUAAAAUAACAACGAUAUAAUUUUAUUCAUGAUAACAAGAAGAAAGUUUAAGUUGAAAAUAUUUUUACGAUAAUGAUUUAUCGUUAAGGUAUGUUUUGUAAGAAAUAAACAAUUGUGAAAAAUCAUAAUACAUAA